CAGGCUCAUCGGUUUCUAUUUUUUUCAUAUCCGGUUUGGUCUCAUUCUCUGCUGUUCAACACGUUUGUGUGAAUUGUGGCUACCUCUGGAACAGCGCUGGUCAAUUUCUUCAGGAAGUUGAUUAUCUCGACCAGAGUUGUAGUUUUUUGAUUAACCAUGAGUGCGUUUAAUAAGGACCCGGAAAAGCCGUCUGCUGAGACUACCCAGGUGCACAGGAUCCGUAUCACACUCACUUCCAAGAACAUGAAAAGUUUGGAAAAAGUGUGUGCUGACCUGAUCAGUUCAGCCAGGAAGCAGAACCUGCGGGUGAAGGGACCAGUACGCAUGCCUACUAAGAUAUUGCGGAUCACAACCCGUAAGACCCCCUGUGGAGAGGGUUCCAAAACCUGGGAUCGCUUCCAGAUGAGAGUUCACAAGCGGGUGAUCGAUCUACACAGCCCCUCGGAGAUUGUGAAGCAGAUUACUUCCAUCAAUAUCGAGCCUGGUGUCGAGGUUGAGGUUACCAUCGCCGACACGUGAUUUACACAAACUGACAAAUAAUAAACUAAAGGUUUUUUAAUAUUUGAA
Molecule: messenger RNA, 567 nt
Organism: Homalodisca vitripennis (glassy-winged sharpshooter)
Lineage: Eukaryota; Metazoa; Arthropoda; Insecta; Hemiptera; Cicadellidae
Gene: RpS20
Product: 40S ribosomal protein S20
Exons: 3
Coding region: 157-519 (120 amino acids)
Biological process (GO): translation
Cellular component (GO): ribosome; cytosolic small ribosomal subunit
Molecular function (GO): RNA binding; structural constituent of ribosome
Source: RefSeq, a predicted model, not a curated record